AUGGGGGCAAAGCCCAUGCAACCAUACAAAUCAAAGGACAAAAGGGCUGGUUCUGCUAGGUGUACUCAAAUCCUUGCGAAAAAGAUCAAAACUAAUACCUCUAACAGUCUUGAUCCAUCCAACUGGGAUAGCACACAGAAUUGUGCAAAAUACCAUGCCAAGGUUAUGAAGAAGCAGACAAGGCUGGAUGGAUUACCAAAAAUCAUUGCAGGUACCGAUCUGGCUCUCGAACUCCCAAAGCCCAGGAAGAAGGGUGAUGAUAAGAAGAGAUACCAUACUUUCAUCAAUGGUGGCAAACCUGAAGUGGAACCUCUCAAUCUACCCAAACCAAGUGAAAAGAAUGACAUGCAUGUUUUGGUUUUGGAUGUUUUCAAGUCUUUUGAUGUCUAUGACAACAUAGAGGGAGGAAGAUGUGGUGAUGAUGUCUUGCUUGUUCCUCGGCGUGCCAUAGUAAAGCGAUAUGGAAAAAAGGUAAAUUUCAUGAUAACAGCCAGGGCUUACAAUGAUGCCAUUAACAAGACCCCAACAUCUCCUGAUGAAAAGCUUGACACAGUGAUGAGACGUCUCGUUUUUGAAGAUGUCAACAACACAUAUGGCAAAUGUGGAAUUGGUGUCCACCAAGGUACACAAGGAUUUGUGAAUCAUUUUCUUCCUAUAAAAAUGGAAGACAUUAAUGUGAAAGCCAUCAAGUAUCAUUUGCAGCAAACAAGUGCGAUUACCAAGGUGUACCUUGACACCAUGACCAUUCAAGGACUCAAUCUCUUGAACGAUUUGAUUGGGACUAAGAAUGUGCAAUUGACUGAGAAGUGUGUUGCAAAGUGCAUGUUUCCCUCUUUUGCGUUUGCCAGAAACAGUUAUGUCAGCAUUCACGUGGAUGAUGACUUUAAUCUGUCCAUCAUCACCAUUGUGGCUCCUGAAGGCCUACUAAAAGAGGACUCGGCCGUCCUUGUGUAUUUUUGCUUUCCUACCCUUGGAAGAGCCAUAGCAUUGAGGAAUGGAGAUAUCUUGAUCUUCAAUCCCAGGAUCCCCCAUGGCAUGUCCUCCAGGGUUGAUGCCAAUGGAGAUGAGGUUAUUUGUAUUGCCCAGUAUUACAAAACUGGGGUGGCGGGGCUCAACAAUCGGGACCAAGACACCAGUAUUAUGGAACAAAAGCCACUCCUCCAUGAAUGGUGCAAACGUGAACAAGACACCAGUGAUGUAGAACAGAAGCCACUCCUCCACAAAAGCAAGAAGCAGUGCUGA
Seminavis robusta is the source of this 1242-nucleotide messenger RNA. The record is from the annotation of a GenBank genome assembly. NCBI's taxonomy places the organism in Eukaryota, Bacillariophyta, Bacillariophyceae, Naviculales, Naviculaceae.